Triplophysa rosa is the source of this 1260-nucleotide messenger RNA. It is a transcript of the gene dnaaf19, whose product is annotated as coiled-coil domain containing 103. Gene Ontology annotation, biological process: inner dynein arm assembly; epithelial cilium movement involved in extracellular fluid movement; determination of left/right symmetry. NCBI's taxonomy places the organism in Eukaryota, Metazoa, Chordata, Actinopteri, Cypriniformes, Nemacheilidae. The coding region runs from base 396 to 1145 and encodes 249 amino acids. The transcript is spliced from 3 exons. Gene Ontology annotation, cellular component: outer dynein arm. The record is from RefSeq and is a predicted model, not a curated record.
AAUGUGUGGUCUCGGAUUCUAGAUAAAUAUAAAUUCCUAUUUUAAGAUGAAAAAGAUGAAUGGUGUGAUUAUUUUCAACAAAAAAUGUAUAAGCAGUACAUAAUGGACUGUAUUUCAGCAUAAUUUAAGUGACCAUGCAUUCAAAAUAAACGAAAUGUAACACUUAAACGUAAGCAAAAUUUGUGUAUGAAAUGCUUUAAACCAGCUACUGCUGGCAGUGUUGACGUACAAAUCGGUUGUUAUGGUGACAUGGUUUGUUUGCUGAACCGCGAGCUAGCUAACGUUAGUAAGUAAUGGCUUUAAUUGAGCUUCCUGGACAAGUUAACGAACUACUUACAUUUCGUUCUUAAGGUAAAUUGAGUGGUUAAAUCGUAUUUCAUAUGUAAACUGUAGACAUGGAGAAAUCGGAUAUUAUUAAUUUCUGUGCUCUUGAAAAAGAGGUACAAGCGGCACUGGAAGCAGAUAGGAAAUACCAGAGAGAAAAUGAUGCCAAAUUUCGUGCACUGCAUCAAAACGUAGCCAGCUACGAGGAGUUCAGAGACAUAGUACUUGCAUCUCACCUAAAGCCCCUCGAUAAAAAGGACAUCUCUGGUGCACCUCGAAAACAGCCAUGGAAUACAAUUGCUGCUGGAUUAAAGCAUAAAAGCACCUCACCUGAGGUAAUCCAGGCUCAGUUUUCUGAGAUACAACCAAGAAGUACACCAGAAUUCAGCCGUGAGUGGCGCAGAUUUGGAGGAAGCUCAUAUGAGAAGUAUAACCUCCUUGUCAGUCUGGGAGGCAAGGCAUUGCAGGAAAUCUUUAGAACUGAGGUGUGCUUUGGUCUUCUAGGCGAGUUCCUUCUCAUUCUGUCACAGGGUGUUAAGUCAGGGGAUGAGGUUAAAGUUACUGAAGUUUUGGACGGGCUCUCGAAGACUGGCCGUUUUAGCCUCAACCUGUCUCUGCUAAGUCAGGCUGAGCAGAAAGCCUGCGAGGAGCUUUUCAAUAGACUUCGGGCUGCAGUUGGAGAAUGUCAGUCUUAUAAAGAUUAUUCCUCAGACCAGAGUAAACCAUCAGGGGUUUGUGAGGUCAGUCAUGUGAAAGCUGAUGAGACGGACUUAACGGUACAAUUUAAGGGGUUAAUGGAGAGAUAUGGCAUCCAAAAUUAAUUCAUGUUAAUUUGUUAAUACUAAUACCACUGUGUAAGUUCUCUCACUCUGUUUCUGAAUAUAAUGUCAUUUGUGUAUAGUUAGAUCUGUAUUUUGUCAUACAUAGAAAAGAAUU